AUGAUCUUUUUUUUUUUUCGUUUAUUUGUUUGGUCCAUCUUAGCCUCUAUCUGCUGCACCUACACCCGUGCACCGCGACUCGAACCAAAUUUUUCGGUUCUUCAACCUUUUCUCUACCCCAUGUUUGCCAGACAAAGUAUAGUGAAGCAACUCGUAAGAAAUGCUUCCACCAAGUCCGACAGGAUAACUGUGCAGCUAUUGCAGGAUUUCGAACCUUUGGGCACGGCGGGCGAGCUUGUCCGGGUGAAGCCAGCUUUCAUGAGAAACUUUUUGCAUGUUGGUAACAAAGCCUGCUACAUCACCAACGGUCCUCGAAUUCCGGUGGUGGAGAGAAAAAGGGAGCCUGUGGUGACGCAAAAAGUCAAGGCGCCAAAACCAACCCAAGCUGCCGAGGAUCCUGUGGCCGAAUCAGGACCUGCCAUGUCUUUGGACGAGUUGUCAUCAUUGUUCUCGAGCAUGAGGGGCAAGAAGGGAACAACGGCGUCAUCUGUUUUCCAGACGCAAGAGACCACUUCAGUCGCCACAUACAGUUUGGCUGAGCUUGGCGAGUCUCUUCCAGCUACAUACUCUUUGAGCGGAAUCGAGUAUCCCCUCACCAGAGAGGCUCUUGCGCAAGUUGUGUUCAACUCGACCGGUAUUGAAGUUCCAGCGUCUGUGAUCAAGGUCACAGCAGAUGGCGUUGCCGUUGAUGAAAUUGUGGCUCCGGGAACCUUCACCUGGUCUUUCCUGGCUCCAGGCGAUGCCAACGUCCUCAAAAGAAAGCUCAAGGUCCAAUGA
Clavispora lusitaniae ATCC 42720 is the source of this 777-nucleotide messenger RNA. RefSeq names its product mitochondrial 54S ribosomal protein MRPL50. The record is from RefSeq and is a predicted model, not a curated record. Gene Ontology annotation, biological process: translation. Gene Ontology annotation, cellular component: mitochondrion; ribosome. Gene Ontology annotation, molecular function: structural constituent of ribosome. NCBI's taxonomy places the organism in Eukaryota, Fungi, Ascomycota, Pichiomycetes, Serinales, Metschnikowiaceae.